Molecule: messenger RNA, 6330 nt
Organism: Labrus bergylta (ballan wrasse)
Lineage: Eukaryota; Metazoa; Chordata; Actinopteri; Labriformes; Labridae
Source: RefSeq, a predicted model, not a curated record
AGAAAUGUAAGAAUGAACAUACUGUAUGUUAACAUACUUAAAAUACAAAAUCCCUUUCUCUCUGGAACAAAGGACUUAGAGUAAAUACAUUGUCCGAUAUAACAUGUUUCUUUAGCUGUAGAUAUGUGUGAGGUCACAGGAAAUCUCUUUAGCGUCUUUGGUGUCAUGGCAGAUUUCUGUGACACUAAGCUGAGGUUAACUCCGAUCUGCACAGGCAACAUUGAUUUUGAUCUAACGACAGACACAGCCGGCUGUACACAAAGAAUAAACAAUUAUGCAUUACACAGUCAUGACUUUGUUUUUGUUUAGGAGUUUGUUUUAGUCGACAUUUACCCAUAAGUAACCUUAAAAAGUCUAUUUAUCAUCAUGUCCUAUGUAGCUUAAUUGAGAAAGGCAAAAAAAGUAUCAAUGCAACUCUACACAGGAGGUUUGACUCUACAUCUUUCUGACCUCACGUGCUUUUUAUAUUCUUGAGAUCUGCCAUUAAAUCCAGCCAACAACCUUAUUGGCUCUGUUACAUCAUGAUCUUCUCUGCUCGACUUCUUUUGGUUCAACAUUAUCAGUAACAGUAUGAAAUGAUCGCCAAGAACGCAACACUUUAAAUCUGUAAAAAAAAAAGAAAAAAAAUAUAAAAUCAAAUAGUACAUUAGUUUAAUAAUUUUUAAAUAAUUUAAAAUUUGAUCAAAUAAUCUCAAGCCUCCAUAUUAUCAGCCUGCUUUGGUUCUGCACUAAUGAAGAAUAAUUUAUUUCAUGCAAGCUCGACUGAGUUAUAUUGACAUUUAAAUAUUGUCUAACUGAUGACCACUGAAGAGAAUUAAAAUAAACAUAAUGGUGUUGUUCAUGUAAACUAAGUAUCCCACAAAAUCAACAGGUGAAAGUCUAUAUACAGACUAGUAGACCUAAGCAGUAUUUCCUACAACAUUUUUUUGUGUAGAAUAACAUAUUGUUCAAAUUUGCCUGAGAUAUUAAUCAAAGAGCUUAUAACUUAAUAACUCAGUUCAAGAUUUGUAAAAGGUUUAAAAGUAUGUGUUUACUUGUUGGAUUUCUGCUGUCGCAAAGUAAGCAGCUGAGGCUAGCUUCUACUUUAUUUCCUUUAGUUUGCUACAGUCUAUAAACAACACAAGUUACAUGUAUUUUAUGGCAGAUCUGUAAUAAAUGUGUUUUUGUAACGAGACGUCCCUUAGAAAGAAAAUUUAACCCACACAGAUCGCAUGUAGAAAAGUCACUCUUAAAGAAAUAUUUGGGGUAAAUUUUAAAUCUGUGUUUUGUAAAUGAAAUAAUACAGGUUUUGAGGUGAUAUUUGUUUAAAUAUUUAUGAUUGAAAAGCUUUUUCAUUCAACUUGAAUGUGUCAACACAAGUGUCAACUUGUAACAUGUAAAUACUCUUUAUGCUAAUAGUUUUGACCCCAUGUCUAACCAUUUCUAAGUUUACUUUUUUCCAUGUAUAAUUCCACAUAAUGUGGUUUUCUCUGUGAGCGCAGUGAAAACUUUCAGCUUGUCUUUUGUCUCUAAAACAAUACUUUUAUGAAAGAAAGUCCUGUCCGGGCUUCAUUAGCAUGGACCUCCUCCUGUGGGGCUGAAUGGAAAUGACAUUUAAAACAAUCACUUGGGCAGAAAACAGCUGCUAAUCACCCUUAAAGGGGAAGGAUUCCAAUUAAUAACCCUCUCCUAAUCCCCUCGUUUCACCUCCUACGCCCCCUCAGCCCCGUCCACCUCUCCCUCUCUCUCUUUCUCUUCUUCCACUGUCCUCCCUGAGCACGAGUGCAUGGCAUCUGAUCAGUGCUGUUGAGCCUCCUUUUUCAACAAGGUCGCAUGGUUUAGAAGCACUUUAUUGGACUGCUUUCUGAGUUUUUCUGUCAAGACUGUUUUACUACAUAGAGGCAUCUUUGCGAGAGAUGAGAGGAAAGCAGAGCCGGCUGAGUGACUGUGAGCAGAGCACACUGCAGCGCUGGGAAGAGUGAAGUUUGAAGGAACAGGUGGAGCACUGGCAUCAGCAACUUUAUUACUUCAACAUAUAACCUCUAAAAGGUGAGCUCCAACACUGUACUGUUGUAUUCCUGUCAUGCCAUUCAAUGACACUCAACCUAACUAUUUUACUUAAUUGGCAACUAAAGAUGUGUUGGUCCGAAAGAUAGUGGUGUGAUCACUGUACACCAAAUAACAAAACUAUGAUACUUUAAAAACUUUGUUUUAAUCAACAGCCAAUAAAGUGAGUCCCUUACAUUUGCUCUUUUACACACGUCUGAAGAUGUACCGACUUUACUUCAAGCGGGACAUCUUUUAUAUGGUUUUCCAUUUCUUUGCCAGCAUAUCUUUACUAAACAACACACAAACUUAAAUUAAUGUAAAGCAACAUGCACUACUUCUAUCAAAAAGUUAAGCAACCUGUAAAUACAUUACUGUGUAAUUCCUAAAAAUAGCACACUGUUUAUGCACCAUUUAAUCAUAUUGUGUUUUGACUGAAAUAAGAAUUAUUUCAUGAGUUUGUAAGUACAAGCAGGAAGCAUUUUCAGUACAAUAACAAGUUAGUGUGAGGUAUUUUGAUUCUGUUUGACUAUUCUGAUAUUUUGUUUGACUUUUAUUUACUUUGACAGAGAAUCAAAGUAUGGCUAACUUUUUCUUUUUUUACAGAAUCUGAGUAAAUGGAAUGCAAAUAGAUUUUUCUUUGCUUAUUAUUCAUAUACUAAAUUAACAAUAUGAGGCUAUUAGCUUUGAUAAUUUAAAAAAAAGGCAGUUUCCCUCAGCACACUCUCCUGUGUGUAUUAUAGCGUUCCAAGUGGAGGGAUCGUCUCUGGACUCCCUGAGUGUCUGCAGAGGAUAAGCUGGUUUAGAUGUAAAAAGGUACUUGGGGACAGUUAUCCAAGGAUCCCAGGUGAUCUCUGACCUGUCCUGCACCCUUAGUCCUUCACUUAAACCCUUUUUUUCCCUUCUGGUCACAGUGCCCAGACGCUCGAAUGCAUUUAUCACUGGAUACCAUGAGCAUGGUGGACGACAGCUGCCUCUCACCCAGCAACUUCCACGAGAUGGGGAAAGGUGGGGGCAUUGCUGCGGGGGGCCGUGUCCACAGCAUUGAUGUCAUUCUAGGUUUCAGCAAAGACCAGGACCCCCUGCUCAGCCCCGCCGGGGGCCCGCGGCCCCAUAAAGUGGACAUAGAUGGUCUGGCAGAGCCUGGGAAGCAGCAGGAGCCCCAGUCACACCCAACAUACAGCGGGCACCUUCCUCUGAGAAAUGGGGGCACAGAGCAGCAGCAGCAGUAUCAUGAUACUGGCCUUUUCACAAACAAGUGUGACGAGGAGCUGAGUGAGCUGAGGAAGAGUGUAGAGAGCGAUGAAGGCAAGUCACCAGAGUCAUGCAAAGACGAUCAGCCCAAGAAGAAGCACAGACGCAACCGCACCACCUUCACCACCUACCAGCUGCAUGAGCUCGAGCGUGCCUUUGAGAAAUCCCACUACCCGGACGUGUACAGCAGGGAGGAGCUCGCCAUGAAGGUCAACCUCCCAGAAGUCCGAGUUCAGGUCUGGUUUCAAAACCGCAGAGCUAAAUGGCGUCGGCAGGAAAAGAUGGACGCCAGCACCAUGAAACUACAUGACUCGCCAAUGCUCUCCUUUAACCGCUCGGCGCCCGUACACACCAGCAUGGGUCCAAUGACCAACCCCCUUCCCCUGGACCCAUGGCUGUCCUCUCCCCUGUCCAGCGCUACACCAGUCCACAGCAUCCCAGGCUUCAUGGGUCCAUCUCAAGGCCUCCAGCCGAGCUACCCCAGCCACAGCUUCCUCAACUCCAGCCCUCAUCCUCCUCAUCCUCAUCCUCACCCUCACCCUCACUCUCACUCUCACUCACAUCCUCACCCCUCUAUGGGUCAGGGAAUGCAGAGUAUGGCUCCUCCGCCCUACCAGUGUCCUGCACCGUACCCUGACAAAUAUCCACUGGAGGACGUGGAUCAGCGCAGCUCGAGUAUCGCUGCACUCAGAAUGAAAGCCAAGGAACACAUCCAGUCUAUGGACAAGACCUGGCAACCUAUGUGACGAAACAAAUAAAGCAUGUUUAACAAAGAUAUGGAUGACACUGGAAAAGAGAGACUUGACGUUGUUUCAACUGUUCAGGGUAACACUUAACUAAAAUGCUGGAAAAUGACAGUGACCUUUCUGUUACCCACAAAGAAAGGACAUGGACGUGUUUGAACUUUGAAAACUGAGGACUUUCUUUGGACUUUCUCUCUAUUUUGUUUUUCUCAUCUCAAGGACUAAAAGCAAACGACUGAACUCUACAGCCAUUCGUUCUCCCUUCUGUCUCUAGGUGUUUAGUCCUGCCUGGGUUGCUGUAAAAGCAAAUGUUUUCUAAGUGACCAUUGUUUUAAUUACUAAGGAAUGCUUAGAUGUUGAUCAAUAUUCACAGUUUGUCUCAUGACAAAGGCAGGUCCAGAAUUUUUUUUUUUUUAAAUGUUCCUCUUUAAAGAUGAGCAAACAAGAAAAUCCCCUUUUCCUAGGGAUUCUAAAAUUUCUUUGCUGUCAUUUCUGUCAACAAUUGAUAAUCAAGUUAGACAAAGCACCUGCUAUUAAGCAGUCCAUUUUCACUUCUCCUUUCUGUUUUUUCCCACUCCGUUUGUGUUUUUACUAAUUAAUCCAAUUGUUGCAUUUUCAUGGGUCAGCUGGUCAGUCUCCCACUUGAGAGUCAAGACUCCUUUUAAUGUGAAAGCAGCUUUUUUUUUUUUUUUUUAAUCAAGGCAUACAGAUACAUAACAAUGUCUCUGACUGCAUAUCGUGUUAAUCUGUUGUUUUAUAUAAGCCGUGCCACCGUGCUCAGCUAAUCUCCCAGCUACACUAUGAUCAACAAUGCUUCUUGCCGGCUGCUGUUUCACUGAUAUAAACUGUUUAACUGGAAGUUGAGGACCGCAGAGGACCAGUGAGGCCUGCUGUCAUUGGAAGAAAUCUUUUUUUGAUAUUGAGGUGAGACACUGUAGAAUAGAUCAGAGAUAUGAUGGCACCUUCUAUGUGGCCCACAGCUGAGAAUAAACCAAAAAUAAUUCUGCACAAUUAUGAUGCACAAUUAUCUGAUUUGUGCUGAGAUGCUUUAAAGGAGGGUGGAGAAAGAAGGAAGGAAGGAUAAAAGAAAGAUAGAUAGAAAGACAGGCUGAGCAGAGUAACCCUCUUUUUGCUUGAGUGGCUGUUGGAGGAGAAGACCUGUUGGCAGCUCACUGUUGGGUGACUGCGUGUACGUGCAGGGCAGCAGAAAGAGCCCUGUGUGAUGCGUCACCCCACAUAGUUUAGUCUUUGUUCGGCACAAUUGAUCCAAGUGUAUCCUCUUUGUUUGAAACUGAAGGGGGUUUUGGGGGGUAGGGGGCACUGCACUAAAGUGCAGGCUGCACUAAAUAGGCCCUUGUAACCAUUUUGUCAUUGAAGGGUUUUUUUUGUCUUAAUCAAAGGAGGAGAAACAUGGGUUGUAGCUGUUGAUGUUUAGUGACACAGUAUCGGUCUUUAACCAUCUGUUAUAGAGUCAAGCUCUGAUUGUUUUUUAAACUUAACCAUGGUGUGUUCAAUAAUGGCAGUACAGCUGGAUACAUUUGUAUUUGGUUAAGCAUACAGAUUACAUCUCACAUACAAACUAUGAACAGGAAGAGAAAUAGUCUAACGCUACAUGUUAACUUUUUUUUGACUGUUGUGGAAAAAGAGAGAGAGAAAGUCCUUGAUGUAAAGUGCAAUUUUAGAAUAACUUUUAUUUUUAUAUCUUCUUUGAACAACUACUGUCCCCUUAACUGCCCUUUCGUAUGGUAUGAUAUUUCACGUAAAUAUGAUGUGAAAGUUGUGUCAACGGUUAAUCAUGUAUCCACACUGAGAACUACAGCAGCAACACAAGUAUAAAAUCAUUUCUGGUUCAGUUAAAAAUCAACUCUUAUACUGCUUACGGGGUUAGAAACACAGUUUGAUAUCUGCUGCUCGUCAUGUGUCCUCAUGUUUUGUAAAGUUGUUGGUUAGUGAUGUUUAGCCUGCCUAUUGGACAAUGCCAGGACCUCAUAUGAGAAAUACCUUUCAAGUACAGAGCGUCCUUAGGAUAUUACAUACAUGUGAUUUGGGACCAAUAAAAAGCCAAAGGUUAGAAAAUGGACAUAUGCACUAGAAGUUUAACAGUUUUUUGUUUUUUUUUAUGUGAAAAUGUACAGUGUGUUUUUUUCUUUUUCUUGAAUGGCUGUUUUGCUUCAUAUGUGUUGUAGUAAUAUCUGUGCUGUAGUGAUUUCUUUCUUUUUUGCGUAAAUUGUUUUUGGAUCAUUGAUGUCCGUGUUCUGGAAAAAAAAGAAGAUCAAGAUCUACUGAAAAUAAAUAUAGUUUGAUAGAA